CGUUGAAAGAAGAGGAAGAAACACAUGCGUCAUACUUCCGGGUCAAAGUUAUUUUGGUUGGUUGGCGUAGUCGUCUCCUGUAAAUUUAAAUCCUAAUUACAAUUUUAGUAACAAAUCACUUCGAUAAAUACUAGCGUGGAGUAUUUCCUCCAUAUAAAGUGAUGCAGUAUGGCAGCGACUGUUGUCCGUCGGCGUAUCCUCGUGGCGUUAAGGACACACAUUUGGCGGAGGAAGGAGUUAUCAGGCAACCGGCGGGUGUCCUCGCUACUGCCAAACAACCACGGCGGGGCUGGCGAUAACGUACAGCCGGACCGGAGGGCUCCAGCUUCGGAUACAGGAGGAGAAGGAUAUUACCGCAGCCGGUCCCGCCUGCUUCUGUCGUUGUCCGUGGGCUUGGGACUCUGCGGUACCGCGCUUCUGGACCGACAAGAGGACUGCGCAUCAAGUGACCCCGCAUCACGCUGGGUGCUCGAACGCCUCCUCCCGUCAGCUGAGUGCGCGUCCGUCUUUAAACCAGACACUCCUCGGUAUAAAUACAACUUUAUCGCAGAUGUCGUAGAAAAGUCAACUCCAGCGGUUGUUUACAUCGAAAUAUUGGGAAGGCACCCCUUUUCCGGGAGGGAAGUGGCUGUGUCAAAUGGCUCCGGCUUUAUCAUCAGCAGCGAUGGCCUUAUUGUGACCAACGCUCACGUGGUGGCCAACAAGCGAGGCGUCCGCGUCAAGCUCACGAACGGAGAGACGUACAACGCGUCCGUGCAAGAUGUCGAUCCAGUGGCGGACAUCGCUACCAUCAAAAUAUCUGCAAAGAACGCUCUGCCAACACUACCGCUAGGCCGUUCGUCGGACGUACGUCAAGGAGAGUUUGUGGUGGCUAUGGGAAGCCCCUUUUCAUUACGGAACACCAUCACGUCGGGGAUCGUCAGUUCGGUGCAGAGGGGCAGUAAGGAGCUCGGCCUGUCCAACCACAACAUGGAUUACAUUCAGACUGACGCAGCAAUCGACUUUGGCAAUUCGGGAGGUCCACUGAUCAACCUGGAUGGUGAGGUCAUCGGGAUCAACACUAUGAAGGUCACUCCGGGCAUCUCCUUCGCCAUCCCGUCCGAUCGCCUGAGGCUUUUUCUUGAUCAAGCCACCAAGAAAAAAAGUUCCUGGUUCGGCGAGUCUGAGACAAAGCGGCGGUACAUCGGUGUCAUCAUGCUAACGCUGACGCCAAGCAUCAUCGCCCAGCUAAAGCUGAGAGAUCCAGCUUUCCCAGAAGUGACACAUGGUAUUCUGAUCACCAAAGUAAUCGUGGGCUCCCCGGCACAAAGAGCCGGCCUCCUGCCAGGAGACGUCGUGCUGGAGAUCAACAGAGGGACGGUGAACACCGCGGAGGAGAUCUACACGGCUGUGCGGAAUAGUGACAAGAUCACAGUGGUGGUGCAACGCGGAGAAGAGCAGCUGAAACUGCAAAUGACUCCUGAGUACACAGAGUGACCACGUUGCCUGACUUUUUGACCUUCCAAGCAACUGAAUUAAGAACAAACCGUGAACGCUGUUAGUCACUGUGGCUGCCUGGAAUUAAAGGAGGCAUGUUAUGGGAAGUUCACUUUUUAUUUACUAUUAGAUUUGUGACUGGAAUGGACUGCUUAUCAAGGUAGAAAUUACACCAUAUGUCUUUUGUGAGCUGACCUGUGAUAAUGUGAGGGGAAAAUGCAUGGUAUGUCUCUUCAAUUUUCGAACAAAAUAAACUUUUCUAGUGUCACUAUAUGACUUUAUGAAGCUUCGUUCUGAUCUCUUUGCCUCAUUUGUCCAGAGGUUUACU
Molecule: messenger RNA, 1804 nt
Organism: Corythoichthys intestinalis (scribbled pipefish)
Lineage: Eukaryota; Metazoa; Chordata; Actinopteri; Syngnathiformes; Syngnathidae
Product: serine protease HTRA2, mitochondrial-like
Exons: 8
Coding region: 169-1476 (435 amino acids)
Biological process (GO): positive regulation of apoptotic process; programmed cell death; proteolysis
Cellular component (GO): mitochondrion
Molecular function (GO): serine-type endopeptidase activity; protein binding
Source: RefSeq, a predicted model, not a curated record